Messenger RNA from Cydia strobilella, 9939 nucleotides. RefSeq names its product ATP-binding cassette subfamily C member 4-like. The transcript has 25 exons. Gene Ontology annotation, molecular function: ABC-type transporter activity; ATP hydrolysis activity; ATP binding. NCBI's taxonomy places the organism in Eukaryota, Metazoa, Arthropoda, Insecta, Lepidoptera, Tortricidae. The record is from RefSeq and is a predicted model, not a curated record. Gene Ontology annotation, cellular component: membrane. Bases 247 to 4416 code for a protein of 1389 amino acids. Gene Ontology annotation, biological process: transmembrane transport.
CGCCAGCCAGUAGAAGGGAGGUCAGCGCUCGCUCCGUGUUGAUUGCUGCUCAAGCGCUCCGCGCACGCGCACCUCGGCCACAGCGCCAACGCCGCGCCGUGACAAACUAUUUUCCCGACAAAAAUGUUGGCUUUUAUUUCGUAUUGAUAUUGCGUAAACGACAUUACGCGGACUAAUAGAUUUAUUGAUUCGAUCAUUUAGCUCUAUUUAUUUUUCGAUUGAUUAUUAGUAUAAUAAAUAUACAAAAUGGUCAGUAGCAACAAAGACGCAAACGAUCCCAAGAAAGUGCCGCCAAAGAAUCGUGAAAAGAAAAGCAAUAACUAUGUACGGGCAAACUUCUUAUCCCGAGCGUGGUUCGUGUGGAUGAUGCCGACCUUCUGGAGGGGCUACAAGCGGGACCUGUACGACGCCGACUUGACCAAGCCCAAAGACAACCACCUCUCCGACAAGUUGGGCGACCGCCUGGAGAAGAAAUGGCUAGAGGAGAUUGCAUUAGCCAACAAACAUGGACGAAAACCGUCGCUCCUGCGUGCUAUGACCAAGACGUUUUGGAUGAGUUUUGCCCCUUCCGGAGUCAUGUUCCUUAUACAGGCUCUCGUGCUAAAACCUUUCCAACCCGUGGCGCUGUCGAUGCUGCUGGCAUACUGGGAGCCGGGAACGGACAUGUCGUACGAGCAGGCGGUGUACUGCGCCACCACCGUCAUCUUCAUGUCGCUACUCAUCGCCUUCCUCAACCACCACGGCGCCUAUUCCACCCAGCAGUUCGGCAUGAAAGUGCGCAUCGCCGCUUGCUCCCUCAUUUACAGAAAGGUGAUGCGCAUGAGCUCAGGCGCGCUAGCGCAGACGACGGCCGGCCAGGUGGUGAACCUACUCUCCAACGACGUUAACCGCUUCGACUACGCGUUCAUCUACUCUCACUUCAUCUGGCUGCUGCCGCUGCAAGUUGUGCUCGUCUGCUACCUCAUCUACAUCAAGAUCGGGUACGCCGCCAUCGUCGGAGUCAUCGGCAUCGUGCUGCAAACCAUACCAGUGCAAUCUUAUAUGAGCAAAUUGGCUGCUAGGUUACGAAUGAAGACGGCACACAGAACCGAUGAGCGUGUCCGAAUUAUGGAUGAAAUUAUUAACGGCAUGCAGGUGAUAAAAAUGUACGCAUGGGAAAAACCAUUCGAGCAAGUGGUGGCGCUGGCCCGUCGCAACGAGAUCAAGUGCAUCACUCAGGCGUCGUACCUACGCGGCGUGUACCUCAGCUUCAUGGUGUUCACGGAGCGCCUCACGCUUUACAUCACCCUACUCUCUUACUCACUCUUGGGCUUCCAAGUCACGGCGGAUAUCGUUUUCCCGUUGGCACAAAUGUUCAACACGCUCCAAGCGACAUUUGCCAUUACGAUGCCGAACUCUCUUGCUCAGUCUAUGGAAGCGUAUGCCUCCAUUCUUCGCAUACAAGAUAUUUUACUAAUGGACGAACGCGAAGAUCUUCGUAGCGUGCCUGACGUAGAUAUAGCCAAACUAGUACAGAGCGUGGAGAGCAAGAGAAACAAUCUAAGCGAAGUGGACCUACGACCUAACACAUUCAAAAGGAUAGACGACGAAGGAAUCUUUAAUCCAGGAUUCGUGUGCAACGAGAAGAACCUGAUGAGCGUGGUGCCGGCGGCCCCGGUGAGCCCCGAUGUGGGCGUCCUGAUCCAGGACGUGUGCGCCAACUGGAUCGAGGACGGGCCAGUCACGCUGCGCGGACUUAACUUCACAGUACCUAAGGGGAAACUUUGUGCCAUCAUUGGAUCCGUCGGCUCAGGGAAGAGUUCCGUGUUGCAAUUGCUGCUGAGCGAGCUCCGGUCGACGAGCGGCCGUGUCCACCUGUCCGGGCCGCUCUCGUACGCGAGCCAGGAACCGUGGCUGUUCGUGGCCACCGUCCGACAGAACAUCCUCUUUGGACUGCCUUAUAAUUCCAAAAAAUAUAAAGAAGUGGUGAGAGUAUGCGCUCUGCAAAAAGAUUUUCAACAAUUCCCUCAUGGAGACCAAACAUUGGUUGGCGAAAGAGGCGCUUCACUCUCUGGCGGACAGCGGGCGCGAAUUAACCUCGCACGAGCAGUUUAUAGACAGGCGGACAUCUACCUGCUGGACGACCCGCUCUCGGCGGUGGACGCGCACGUGGGCCGGCAGCUGUUCGACGAGUGCAUCUGCGGCUACCUGCGCCACGCCACGCGCGUUCUCGUCACGCACCAGCUGCACUACCUCAAGGAUGCUGAUUACAUCAUUAUUAUGAGCAAUGGCGCUGUAGAAGCAAAAGGAACUUACGCGGAACUUAUAAAUUACGGAAAGGACUUCGCUAAACUUUUGAGUGCUACUCAAGAAGACGAUGAAAAAGUUGAAGAGAAGACGAAACCAAUGUCAAGACGAACAUCGGCCCGAUUGUCGACAGCGCGCCGUCCAUCAUUGGCAGAGUCUACCGGGGGCGAAGUGCCGGCUCAGGAGAUGGAGGAGGAGGAGCGAGAGUCGGGCUCGAUGGGCUGGCACGUGUACGGCGCCUACCUGAGCGCCGGCGGCCGUGCGCCGCGCAUACUGUUCAUGGUGGUGCUGCUGAUCGUCGGCCAGCUCGCGGCCACACUCUGCGACUACUGGGUCACCUUCUGGACUAAUGAAGUUACCUUAAAAAAAGAAAGGCAAUCCAACAGCACUAUUAAGGAAUACGAUCGCAAUUUGGAAGCGCCGGCCAACACAUCGUUCUCUUUCGCCAGCUACUUUUCUGGCAUUGAGCAACAGUCAGAUUUAGACAUCCACGCGCACAUCGGGCCGCUAGAUACUGCACAGUACUUGUACGUUUAUUCGGCUUUAAUCGUGUGCUGCAUCUUCUUCAUCACGGCGCGCGCCUUCAUGUUCUUCAAGGUCUGCAUGACGGCCUCGCGCAACCUACACAAUGACAUGUUCCACUCCAUGCUGCGUGGCGUUAUGCGCUUCUUCGAUACCAACUCAUCAGGUCGCAUUUUGAACAGAUUUUCGAAAGACAUCGGUUCCUUAGAUGAACUGCUGCCUCGGUUUCUAUUGGAAUGUAUUCAGAUCUACUUGGUGAUGUUCAGUAUCCUGGCUCUGAAUGCGGCGGCGCUCGUUUGGACUCUACUGCCAACUACAAUUAUUUUGCUCCUGUUUUACGUUAUUCUUCAGAUUUAUCUGAAAUCUGCACAGUCCAUUAAACGUCUAGAAGGAACUACGCGCAGUCCGGUGUUUUCGCAUAUGGCUGCCACAUUGAACGGCAUCAGCACUAUACGUUCUGCAGGAGCACAGGAACGGCUAAUAAAAGAAUUCGAUCGGUUCCAGGACAUUCACACUUCGACUUGGACCAGCUACCUAGCUAGUGGAGUCACUCUUGGUUUUUGGCUAGAUUUCAUUUGCGUAAUAUAUUUGGCAAUCGUCAUCAUCGCUUUCCUUGUUAUUGAUAGCAAAACCAUAUUCUCCGGCAACGUGGGUUUGGCCAUAUCGCAGACACUGAUUCUAACCGGAAUGCUGCAGUUCGGUGUGCGUCAGACGGCCGAAGUUAUUUCGCAAAUGACGAGCGUUGAGAGAAUAUUGCAAUACACGCACAUAGAACGCGAGUCACUCUGGGAAAAAGGCGCGAAGGCAACUCCAAAGGGUUGGCCGUGGCGCGGCCGUGUCGAGUUCCGCAACGUCUUCAUGAAGUACAACUCAGAAGAUCUGCCAAUCCUUAAAAACCUCAACGUAGUCAUAGAAAAUGGAUGGAAGGUCGGAGUUGUGGGGCGCACGGGGGCUGGCAAGUCCUCGCUCAUCAGCUCGCUCUUUCGACUCGCCAUCGUCGAGGGCGAGGUGCUUAUCGACGACGUGGACACGGCUCAGUUGGCUUUACAGGAUUUACGAUCCAAGAUCUCCAUCAUACCUCAAGAGCCAGUUCUCUUUUCUGCGACAGUAAGAUACAAUCUAGAUCCGUUCAACAGUUACGAUGACGAGCAGCUAUGGGGGGCACUUGAAGCAGUUGAUUUGAAGGCGGCUAUACACUCAUUGGACUUCAAAGUGUCAGAGGGCGGGUCGAACUUCUCGCUCGGACAGAGACAGCUGGUGUGCCUCGCUCGGGCCAUUCUGCGCGGCAACCGCAUCUUGGUGCUCGAUGAGGCUACCGCUAAUGUUGAUCCUAAGACGGACGAGUUUAUUCAGGGAACGAUUCGCAAUCGUUUCGCGGACUGCACCGUGCUGACGGUGGCGCACCGGCUCAACACCAUCAUGGACUCAGACCGCGUUAUGGUGAUGGACGCGGGCCGCCUGGUGGAGUUCGACCACCCUUACAAACUCCUCAGCAAUCCCGAAGGACACUUCACCAAAAUGGUCAAAGAAACCAGUGACAAAAUGUCAGAACAACUAUUCCAGAUUGCAAAGACCACAUUCCUCAACAAUGGCGGAGUUAUAGAAUAAAAAGCGUGCCAGGUGUCAUAAGUUGUUAAGUUUUUAAUUAUUUUUUAGAGCACCUACGUAAUUUUUGAACUAAUGUAAGUGAUAGAAAUGUAAGAGUGGCAUAAAUAAGUAUUAGGAUCAGAUGUACCAAGUGUUGUCUUCCAUUUCAUUAUCAAAUGGAGUUGAUGCGAUCGUGUCUGGUUCAAGAUAUAAAGAGUCCCCGGCAAGCUCGGUUCUCUAUACAAACGUAGUUAUUACGCUCUCAUUUUAAAACGACUAGCUAGAUUGCUCUGAAACUUUGUACUUACAAUAACAAUAAGGUAUAUCUAGGUCUGUAAUUAGUUUACGUAGGUUUAGAUACCAUAGUAAAAAAAAACAAUGAAUUAAAGUUUUUUAUACAAAUUUGUUUUUACUCUAUUUCUUUUGUUUUAUAUACUAGAGCUAUAUAAACUAAUUACAGACCAGAUAUAGCUCAUGUUAUUUGUAUGUGCAAAGUUUCGAAGCAAUCUAGCUAGUCGUUUUAAAAUGAGAGCCUAAUAACUACGUUUGUAUGGAGAACCGAGCUUGCCGGGGACUCUUAAUGCCUCGCUAAAAACCCAGCGCGAUAAGAGGGCGCGAAGGUUGCAAAACUAUAGAUAGCGGGGCGAAAAGUCCCUGGACCUCAGCAUCGUUAAGGGAACUCUACUACUUAGCACACUAUUUAGGGUUCCGUACUUUAAAUCAUUUAAUACAUAUUAGUCAUAUUACGUCGGUGUCUGCAAAUCAUGUUACUUUUUGGCAACUGGGUUUUUAACCUAAUUUGACCCCGCUGAAUUCGAAUUUGCCAGUAGUUGCUCGAUCGAAAUCCUAACCGGAAGUGAGAUAUUCAAAAUGGCGGCCACUAUUACCGACCCUAAUGAGUUCCUUGUAUGGAGACCAAGGUUUUUUAAUUUAUGUUUUUAUAAUUAUUAUUGCAGAAAAUAGCAGUAAUAAUAACACUAUUUUCUGAAAGUUUGGAGUACCCUUUUGCUAUGGUUCCAAAUAUAAAGAUAUGGUUCCCUUUAAAGAUUAAAAAAAAAGCUUUUUUUAGGUUUUCGUAAAUAACUCGUAAACGGUGGCGCAUAGUAAAAAAUGUUCUUUUACACAAGUAAUUUGCAUAAAAUUGCCUACAAGAAAGAUUUCAUAUAAUUUUUCGCUAGGUUCUAUAUUCAGAGAGAUAUUAACGCGGGAAAGUUAAUUAUAAUCAAUUCUAAGGUCCCUUUUUUUUAGGUUUUCGUAAAUAAAUCGUAAACUCUGGCGGAUAAAAAAAAAUUCUUCUACAUAAGUUAUCUGCAUAAAAUUGCCUACAAGAAAGAUUCCGUACAAUUUUUCGAUAAGAUCAAUAUUCAGAGAGAUAUUAACGUGGGAAAGUUAAUUAUAAUAGAAACGGGUAGAUAAAUUUAUUUGUCUACCCCGAACAUUUACAUAAACUAAUGUCGGGUAGUUUAGUGUUGUUUACCAAUAUCUCAAUUGACAUUUUGCUGGGACGUCACGUGCGCGACCAACUGACCACAGCUAGUGCAACCUAACUGGAACGUCGGAAUCACAUUAAUUAUGUGUACAAAACGCGAAAGUUUAAAGUGUUAAGUUAAAUACAAUCAAACAAUUUUUAGACACUUUGGAAUACGCAUUUGAUUCGCGUAGGUAAAAGUAAUAACUUUGUUUAAAAAUACAUAAAAUAGGUAAAAUAAAAUCAUACUCACUUUCAAGUCCUUAACAUUUGUACCUAUAUAACAUUUUUUGGUUUAGGGGACUAAAUCGUGCGUGAAACAUCAAAAUUUGAGACUUUUUUUGACAAUAUUUCAGGUUUUAGGCUUUGAAGUGUCAGUGUGCACAUUACAAUCCCUAUUAAUCUAUAUAUAUAAACGUAAAAGUCCUGACUGACUGACUGACUCACAUAAAUCAACGCCCAGCCCAAACCGUUGGACCUAGAGAGCUGAAUUUUUCACAAUAGGUAGUUAUAGCGUAGUUAUAACGUUAGUAUCCACUAAGAAGGAGUUUUUCAAAAUUCACCCCCCAAGGGGGUGAAAUGGGGAUACAAAGUUUGUAUGGGGUUCAAGUUUUAUUUUAAGCUAUGAAUUCGAACCUUGGGUAAAAGAUAUAUUAUUAAAAAGCAAGAAACCUAAUUUCAGCGGGGGUUAAAAAGGGGAUGAAAGUUUGUCUUGGGGUUCAUAUUUUAUUAUUAGCUAGGAACUUGAAACUGCAAAAACAAGAAAACUAAUUUCAGCGUUUUUAAAAAUUCAUUCCCCAAGGUGGUGAAAAUGGGGUUGAAAAUUUGUAUGGAGAUCAAACAUUUUAUGGAGUGCGGGACUUGAAUCUUUGAAUAUUAUUAGCAUAGAAGAAAAGUAAUUACAGCGUUUUUAAAAAUUCAUCCCGUAAAGUAGUUAAAAAGGGGUUGAAAAUUUGUAGGGGUCCUAAUUUAAUUUUAAGUUAGGUACUUGAAACUUCGUUGAAAGAUAUUUGAUUAAAAGGGAAGAAAACUUAGUUCAGAAUUUUUGAAAAUUCAUCUCCCAAAGUGGUAAAAAUAGGUUGAAAGUUUGUAUGGAGAUCAAACCUUUUUUGAGUACAGGACUUCUCUUUGUAUAAAGGCAUAUUAUUAGAAUACAAGAAAUAUAAUUUAAGCGUUUUUAAAUAUUCAUCCCCUAAAAUGGUAAAAAAGGAGUUGAAAGUUUGAAUCCAUUACACAUGCUUCGAAACUUCUUAGAAAGGCAUUGUAUAAUAUUACAAAAAAAAGUUAUUUCAACGUUCUUAAUAAUUCAACCCCUAAGGGGGUUAUAAAGGGGAUGUAUGUUUAUAUGUAGUACAAGUUUUCGUUUAAGCUGGGAACAUGAAAUUUGGUAAAAGGGCAUUAUAUUAAAAUAGACGAAAACUGAUUGCACCGUGUUUGAAAAGUUUGCAUCGGAAGCGAAUUUUUUUUUUAAAUAGUGGACUUGAAAAUCUAAGUGUUGAGAGGGAUUAUAUCAAGAACAAUUAUUUUCAGUUAGGGCCUUGAAACUUCGUACUUUGUGAAAGACAAAUUUCAUGCGUUGUAUAAUUAUUAACAAAUGAUUAACCGUCCCUACUGAUAUCUUUUGCUGCAUAAUGUUCUAUGCUCAUGUAAAAUAUAUAACCACCAACAUACAAAUCCACGCGUACGAAGUCGCGGGCAACAGCUAGUUGCUUAAUAAAACGAUAAAUUUAUUUAAUAUUCGUACCUAUUCUCAUAUUUCUCAUACUAGACGCUUUUUUUCACUAAAAGAGUCUUACUCCGCGCACAUAGAUUAAAGGUUUUAAAUGCGUGCUAAAAGAUUCAACCAUUGAAUAUAUAUUUAAAUAAAUAAAUGUAUUUAAAAAAUAAAGGAUAAUUAAAGUCCUUCAAGUGAGUUUUGUAACAUAACGAGGCCUUACAACUGGGAAUUCGUAUAGCGGUGCGCCGCUGACGAUGAUAUUUUUCACCUUUAAAGGACUGUUUAUUUUGAACCAUACCAAAUAGAUACCUACUCAAAAUUUUUAGAAUGUACGUGUUAUUUCAACUGUUAUUCCUUAAAAAUUAUCAAAAAAAAAUUAAUAAUAAUACAAGGAACUCAUUUAUUUAAUAUAAGGGUCGCUAUGUAGGGCAAUAAUGGCCGCCAUCUUGAAUAUCUCACUUCCGGUCAAGAUUUCGAUCGGGCAACCGGCACAUUCGGAUUCAGCGGGGUCAAAUUAGGUUAAAAAAUCCGGUUGCCAAAAUAUAACAUGAUUUGCCAGUCGCAUCAAGAAGGAGAGCGAUUUUGAAUUUUUUUGUCUAGGCUAUAGUGAGUUAGGAGCAUUUAGGCAUAACACUGAGGCGUUGUUGAUUCCCCGGCAUCAGCCGCUGGGAACGUCACAUUUCUAUUGCACCUUGACGCUAGAUAAUUAUAGUAUAUUUCAAACGCGAAGGGUAGCCAUUGACAUUGCCAAUGCCAUUGAUAUCUCAGACCAAUCCUUUUUAACAAAAUAACUUGAAUCCCAAUAGGACAAAAAUAUAUAUUAUUAUAUUAGGUAUAAAAAUAAAAAAAUACAUUUUAAUACCGUUGAGUAUCAUUGUGUAAAACGGAACUCAUUUGCAAUAGAGUUAGACUCUACUUAUCGACCGAAUCGAUUCCGCUUGUGUCAAAUGGUUUCAGUCGCGUCCAAUUGUGUUUACUUAAAAAUAUAAGUCAUCACCAAUAGAAUCGAUUAUAAGGCCCUUGCAGAUUCAAUCGAGAAUCGUAAAACAUCGUUUCUAAUUUGCUUUUUGACAUGUCAGCCUACCCUCUGAGUUUGAUAAAGACUAUAGGCCUACGCUACGGUAUCAGACAGACCAAGAAGCCUUAACUGUCAGCAUUUAUUGCAACUAAACUUAUAAGGGAACACUUAGUCGGGCUAUAAGUUAUGUCACAAUUAUUUCCAAUACCUACGAUGUUAACAUGAAACAACACACUAUAUAAGGUAAUCUACUUUAUACCUACUUAUAAGUAAAGCUAAUAAAUGAAAUAAUUAGUGCCGAGAUACAUUCCGUGCGUGAAUACUUACUUAGUGCAAACUAGUAAAAAUGUAACAAAUUGGCAUUAUGACGGUUUAAAACAACUCUUAAACCGAUUAUGGUAGACUCCUACCACGCUAACUUAUUACAUGCAUUUCCCAUCGGAUAAAAUAUAUAUACAGGAUGGUUACAACAUUUUUAGUUCUUUAGCCACCGCACCGUGAAUAUGUUUAUAUACCGGGUGGGCCUUGUAACACGAGCAAAUAAUGAAAGCAUAUAUUGUAAUCCUCAAACGAUAAAACCUUUGUUUAACAGCUUUUAAAAAUUAGGAAGUCUAGGCUUCCUAUUUUUAAUACAAAUUAAUUGUUAUCUUCAAUGUAGGCUAUCAAUGCUAUCAUCAUUGUAAUUGACGUUACGGGGACCGCAGUUUUAUACAUGUCAGCGGCAUUCCUGUGCCCUCGCACGUCCGAAGGCCCCAUCCGCGACCGCAGCCGCCCGGCCCAAAGGCCCCCCUCCAGCACGCACCUGGAAACCAAGAGAUGCCCCCGAUGCCCCCGGGGCGCACCGUCCAAGAGCCCUUCCCUUUCCCCCGGACCAGCUGAUCAAGAGGAAUGAGAAGGGACUCGACACUCUAGGAGGUUUCCUGUCCGUAGCACCCCAUCCGUUUACCUACCUACGGAACCCUUUCAAAGCGCGAAUCAACACGCUCAAAUUCUAACCUGUACUUUAUUUAAGGUAUUUUGCAUGCAUAUUGAGAAUAUGAACUAUUUAUUAUACCUACCUACCUGUACCUGUUUUAUGAAAUAGGUAGGUACAAUUUAAAAAGUAUGUUAGGCUAUAAGAUCGCCCUAUUUUUUAUUAUAUUUGUAUUGCCAGUAUCUAAGUGUAAAUGUAGGAACGUCACUGUGUUAUUUAUUUUAGAAUAGAAUGUAUUAUAAUUUAGCGAUAUAAAGUUUUUCUUAAAAUUAAUUCAUCUAAUAUUUAGUUUGUUUCAACUGAAAUACGACCAUUGUGAAUGCCAUAGAGGAUUUCCUCGAACAAAUAUUAAAUAAGCUCUACUUAUC